This is a messenger RNA of Aphidius gifuensis, 1953 nucleotides long. Its product is annotated as serine/threonine-protein kinase TNNI3K. The coding region runs from base 315 to 1433 and encodes 372 amino acids. Gene Ontology annotation, molecular function: protein binding. Lineage: Eukaryota; Metazoa; Arthropoda; Insecta; Hymenoptera; Braconidae. The record is from RefSeq and is a predicted model, not a curated record. The transcript is spliced from 4 exons.
AGUGUCGUCAUGCAUUGUUAUUGUUAUUAUAAAUUAAAAAAUAAAUAAAUAAAAGCUAACAUUGCAUAUUUUAUUAAAAAUUAAUUUUUAUUAAUUAUCUAUUAAAUAUUUUAAACAAAUAAAACGAAAUUCGUGUAAAAUAAAUCGAAACGAAACAAGACAAAAAUUAUUAGUAAACAAAAAUAGAAAAAACAGUUGUGUCAGUGAAUCAGAUAUUUGAUAUGUUUUUUUUUUCUAAUACGUAUUAUCAACAAAUAGAAAAAUAAUAAAAUAAUAAUCUUAAAUUAAAAAAAUAGCUAAUUUUAUGUUUUAAAAUGACAUCUGUAGAUUCAGGUGUUGAUACUGGUAAUGAUUCAAAUGACAGUGGUCAAGCUGAAAUACAAGGAUUUAAUGGAUUUGUACGUGGCAAAAGUUUGACAACAAAUGGAAGCAUAGAUUCUAUAAAUAAUAAAAAUCAAAUAAAUGAAACAACUGAUAAUAAUCAAUCAAAUAUUAGCAAUUUAACAACAACAAAAACAUUAUGUUUAAAUAAAUCAUCAUUUAAUAAUUCAAUGCCAUGUUUAUCACGUAAUGAUUUAGAAGCUGGUUCAUCAGUAUCAUCACUACAAGUUUUUUUUCAAUUUGAUAAUUCACAAAUUGAUAAAGAACCAUUAAGAUUAAAAACGCAAUAUUCAUCAUGUCAUCCUGAUGGAUUUAGACUUGAAGAUCCACGUUGUUCAAAUGUACGUCAUUUUUUUCACAAUGAUGAAUUAAAUAUAGACAAAAAAAUGAAAGCAUUAUCAUCAUUAAAAGAAAGGUGUAAUUUAAAGGGUAAAUUUAUGAUGAGAAAUCAUAGAAGAGAAGCAUUAGAGCCAUUUUAUACAUCACAUUGGAGUCGUAAAAUGCGUCUUGCUGCUGGAACAAAUAACAUUGAAUUAAUGACACAUAUACUUGAACGUGGUGUAUCACCAAAUGAUGCUGAUGAACAAGGUCGUACUGCUCUUCAUUUAGCAUGCUCAAGAGGUUACUCGGAAAUGGUUAAAUUAUUGUUGGAUCAUGGUGCAAAUCCAAAUCAAAUUGAUAGUCUUGGUAAUACACCGUUACAUUUGGCAGCUAUAACAAGUAAAAUAUCAGUUGUAACAUUACUUUUAAAAGCUGGAACAAAUGUAUUGUCAUCAGAUAGACGUGGUUAUAAUCCUCUACAAUUAGCACAAGCUAAAUUACGAAUGUUACAAAAUUGCAAAGGUUCUGAUACAAAUAGAAUUAAAGAUGAAAUUCAUAAAGUUGUUAAUAUGCUUGUUGCAUAUUUAGAAAAAAAAAAUGAUGUUGGUGAACAAAUUGAAGCAUUAAGUUCAUUUUGUUCAAAAUUAUCAUUAUCAAAUACAAAUGAUCAAGUACAGGGUGAUGUUAAAAAUUUACUUGCAAGUAUUGAUUCACUUAGUCUUGCAAGUUGAAUAAAAAAAAAAUUUACUUUUCUUUUAAAUCUCAAUUAUACAAUUAUUAUUAUUCAAAUUUUAUAAUUUUUUUUUUCCUUUUAUUUGAUUUUUUAAUUUAAAAUUGAAUAAUAAUUUUAAUUAUUAAUUUUUUAAUUAUUUUUUUCUGUUAUUUAAAAUUAAAUAAAAUGAAAAUAUUAUUUUUAAAAAAACAAGACAUUAUUUUAAAAAUAAAAAUCAUCAAUUUUUUUUAUUUUUCAUAAACAAUUAUUAAUUGUUGGUUGUUUUUUUUUUAAUUAUUAUUAUUGAAAAAUAUAUAUAUUUAAGUUUUUUGAAUUAUUUCUUUAUAAAUGUAAAAUAUUUAUCCUUGACUUUAAUAUGUCUUGUAAAUAAUUACGUGAGAGAAUACAUGUUUUACAAUUGUAUGCCCAGAAUAAAUAACUUCUUAUGCAGUAAUUUUUUUAUUCUUGGUUUUUAUAUUAACAAAAAAGACAAAAAAAAACAACAUAAAAAUAAAAAAUUAUAUUAUGUAUCUUAAAAC